AUGGUUCAUUUAGGUCCAAAGAAGCCACCAGCCAGAAAGGGUUCCAUGGCUGAUGUUCCAGCUGAUUUGAUGGAACAAAUCCACGGUUUGGAAACUUUGUUCACCGUCAAGACUGAAAAGAUGAGAGCCAUUGUGAAGCACUUCGUCUCUGAAUUGGACAAGGGUUUGUCCAAGAAGGGUGGUAACAUUCCUAUGAUUCCAGGUUGGGUUGUCGAAAGUCCAACUGGUAAGGAAACUGGUGAUUUCUUGGCCCUUGACUUGGGUGGUACUAACCUGAGAGUUGUUCUGGUCAAGUUGGGUGGUAACCACGACUUUGACACCACUCAAAACAAGUACAGAUUGCCAGACCACUUGAGAACUGGUACUUCUGAGCAAUUGUGGUCUUUCAUUGCCAAGUGUUUGAAGGACUUCAUUGAAGAAUGGUACCCAGAAGGUGUCUCUGAGCCAUUGCCAUUGGGUUUCACCUUCUCUUACCCAGCCUCCCAAAACAAGAUUAACGAAGGUGUCUUGCAACGUUGGACCAAGGGUUUCGAUAUUGAAGGUGUCGAAGGCCACGAUGUCGUCCCAAUGCUACAAGAGCAAAUCAAGAAGCUGAACAUCCCAAUUAACGUCGUUGCCUUGAUCAACGAUACCACCGGUACCUUGGUUGCUUCUCUAUACACUGACCCAGAAACCAAGAUGGGUAUCAUCAUUGGUACUGGUGUCAACGGUGCCUACUACGAAAGUGUCAAGAACAUCGAAAAGCUAGAAGGUAAGUUGCCAUCUGACAUCACCACUGAUAUGCUAAUGGCCAUCAACUGUGAAUACGGUUCCUUCGACAACGAACACCUGGUCUUGCCAAGAACCAAGUACGAUGUUAUGAUCGAUGAACAAUCCCCAAGACCAAACCAACAAGCCUUCGAAAAGAUGACUUCCGGUUACUACUUGGGUGAAAUCAUGCGUCUAGUCCUAUUGGACUUGCACUCCAGCGGUUUCAUCUUCAAGGACCAAGAUAUUUCCAAGUUGGAAGUUCCAUACGUCAUGGACACCACCUACCCAGCCAAGAUCGAAGAAGAUCCAUUCGAAAACUUGGAAGACACUUACGAAUUGUUCAAGACUACUUUGAACAUUGAAACCACCGUCAUCGAAAGAAAGUUGAUCAGAAAGUUGGCUGAAUUGGUCGGAACAAGAGCCGCUAGAUUGACCGUUUGUGGUGUUUCUGCUAUCUGUAACAAGAGAGGCUACACUGAAGCCCACAUUGCUGCCGAUGGUUCCGUCUUCAACAAGUACCCAGGUUACAAGGAGAAGGCUGCUCAAGCUUUGAAGGACAUCUACGACUGGAAGGUCGAAAAGAUGGAAGACCACCCAAUCAAGUUGGUGGCUGCUGAAGAUGGUUCUGGUGUUGGUGCUGCUAUCAUUGCCGCUUUGACACAAAAGAGAUUGGCUGCCGGUAAGUCUGUUGGUAUCGAAGGUGCUUAA
Molecule: messenger RNA, 1458 nt
Organism: Kluyveromyces marxianus DMKU3-1042
Lineage: Eukaryota; Fungi; Ascomycota; Saccharomycetes; Saccharomycetales; Saccharomycetaceae
Gene: RAG5
Product: hexokinase 1
Exons: 1
Coding region: 1-1458 (485 amino acids)
Biological process (GO): intracellular glucose homeostasis; glucose 6-phosphate metabolic process; glycolytic process
Cellular component (GO): cytosol; mitochondrion
Molecular function (GO): D-glucose binding; fructokinase activity; ATP binding
Source: RefSeq, a predicted model, not a curated record